Messenger RNA from Nicotiana attenuata, 975 nucleotides. RefSeq names its product probable pectinesterase 56. Gene Ontology annotation, biological process: cell wall modification. The coding region runs from base 1 to 975 and encodes 324 amino acids. Lineage: Eukaryota; Viridiplantae; Streptophyta; Magnoliopsida; Solanales; Solanaceae. The transcript is spliced from 2 exons. Gene Ontology annotation, molecular function: pectinesterase activity; pectinesterase inhibitor activity. The record is from RefSeq and is a predicted model, not a curated record.
AUGGCUACAUGCAUGCAGUGCAGCAAAUUAAGACAGACAUUAUCUGAAGCUAUGACGUGGCUGAUUGUUAUAACCGUUUGGUUAACUGUCUUAACGGGUACUGGAGAUAGCCAACAACCUCGUGCAAUAGUUGCACAGGAUGGAUCAGGAGAUUGUACUACUAUAACAGCUGCAAUUUUUGCAUUCCCAAACCAUAGUGUAGAGCCAUACUACAUAAAAGUAAAAAACGGAACUUACCAUGAAUACGUUCAAAUUGAAAAAUGGAAGACCAAUAUAGUUCUAAUCGGUGAAGGGACAGAAAAUACAGUAAUAACGGGGAAUAAGAGCUUUGGUGGUGAUGGCAUUCGGACAUUAUACACUGCAACAGUUAGUGUCAAAGGGCAAGGCUUCACAGCCCAAGACAUUACUUUUACAAAUGAAGCUGGACCAUGGAAGUAUCAAGCCGCAGCAUUAGUGGCCGAAGCUGAAUACAUUAGCUUCUAUAGGUGCCGUUUCGAGGGGUAUCAGGAUACCCUGUACACAAGAUUUGGCAAACAAUUUUAUAGGGACUGUCAAGUAUUGGGCACCAUAGACUUCAUAUGUGGAGACGCAACUGCAGUGUUCCAAAACUCCAUUAUUGAAGUGCGUGCACCAAUUCUCGGACAGUUUAAUACAAUCACAGCACAGAAAAGAGAAGAAGAGGGUGAAGCAACUGGAAUUGUGCUGCAAAAUUGCACAAUAAAAGCAACACCAGAAUUGGAGAAAAUGGGUAAAAUUGUUACAACAUAUCUAGGACGACCAUGGGGUAAUUACUCAAGAACAGUGGUCAUGCAAAGUGACAUUGAACUUUUAAUAAAUCCAAACGGAUGGAUAGAGUUUACAAAUGAGACCCUAAUUCGCCCAUAUUACAUGGAAUACAUGAACAGAGGAGAAGGUGCAAAUACUAUAUAUACGUGUAUGAGUAAAAAUUUAUUUGUAUUCGGUGUGUGUAUAUAA